AUGAAGGGACAGGUUUUCUUCUUGGAUAGUGCGUGCUUUACUUUGCCAAUCACCGAACAAUACCAUUCCCAUAUUCCCGUUGCCAUUCUCAUCGACACUGUCUACGCUGUGUCCAUUAUGCGUAUCUAUACUGAUGUCAUCUCUGGUGACGAGAUGCUCUCGGACGCUUUCCCUAUAAAAGUAGUAGACGAUGCUGUCUAUGAAGUAGACUGCAAAUUUAUAGAGAUCUCGCAAGGCCAUGAUGUUGAUAUUAGCUCUGAUCCUUCCGCCGAGGAAGUGGACGAUAACGUCGCCAAAGUCAAUAAUGUUGUGCAUGCGUUUAACCUAAUACCAGCCGCCUUCGACAAGAAGUCGUAUAGAGCUCACUUAAGCGGCUACAUAUAUAGAAUCAAGAGCCAUCUUCAAGCAACAGAUCCCGCCAGGGUUGAAGCGUUUGAACGGAACGCAUCCCAGUAUGCGACUAAAAUCCUCAAUAAUAUCUCAAGCUUCGAGUUUUAUACUGGAGCGAGUAUCAAUAACGACGGCAUGGUUGCUCUCCUCAACUACCGCGAGGAUGGCAUCACCCCAUUCUUUACUUUCUGGAUGGAUGGACUGCGCGAGGUUUAUGCUUAG
Molecule: messenger RNA, 612 nt
Organism: Aspergillus bombycis
Lineage: Eukaryota; Fungi; Ascomycota; Eurotiomycetes; Eurotiales; Aspergillaceae
Product: translationally-controlled tumor protein
Exons: 5
Coding region: 1-612 (203 amino acids)
Cellular component (GO): cytoplasm
Molecular function (GO): calcium ion binding
Source: RefSeq, a predicted model, not a curated record